GAAGGGAGGGCUAGGCAGCCGUCGCGGCCUCGAUGUCUCGGGGCGGCUCGGCGCCCGGCUGGGGCUGGUGGCCUCCGUCGCGGCGGCGGGGGCGGCAACAGCAACGGGCCAGGAGAAGGGUGGCCGCCGGUCCCGGCUUCCUGGAAGGAGCCUGGGCCUUUCCCGUGGCGGUGCUGGCGGUGGCGGGACUGGCGGCGGCGUCGCUCUCUUUGCUGGUGCUCGUGUUGGGCCUCUCCGGAGCUGCGCUCUCCCUGAUCGUGGCAGCGGCGGCUGCGGGAUCCUGGAUAGUCUCCUCGGGAAUAGGCGGCGGCAGCAAGGACCGGAGGGGGACCCCCUUGCUGACCCACCGCAUCUCCUUUGCUUCCAAGAGUAGCGAUACGGUCCUGGCCAACGGGGGGCCCUCCAUGAGCUCCUCCUCGCCCGGACUGCUCGUGCCUGAAAGGAGGCGGGGGCAGAUUUACGGGGAUCACCUGAGUCCAUCCACUCGUUUUACACUGACUCCUCGGCGGCGCUAUCCUAUCCAGCAAGCCCAAUAUGCUGCGUUGGGAACCUUGCCUUCAAUUUGCUGGGAUGAGUAUCGGCGGAAAAACAGGCUAUCCAUUCACCAUUCUAGCAUUGCCCACAGCCCUGUAACAGUGAAGAUUGCUCGGCCAGAAAGCAGCAUUGGCCGUUCUCCGCUGUUGGAGCAGUUGGUUUCUCCUGUGGCUUUCUCUUCAACGUCUAAUACUAUCCUGGAUCCAUGUGCAAAAGAAACUGUCUUGAAUGCUCUCAAAGAGAGCCGGAAGAGAGCUGUGGAGGAAGAAGAGGAGGACCAGAACUUUCCAAAUGGUCAAGAGAACAAGAAGAGGCGCCAUGAUAGUACUGGAAGUGGUCAUUCUGCAUUUGAGCCCUUGGUGGCCAAUGGAGCACCUGCAUCUCUUGUGCCCAAACCUGGCUCUCUGAAGCGGGGACUUGUUCCUUCCCACUGCCUAGAAGAUUGCUCCUCUAAGAGAUCGCGCACUUCUUCCCUCAGUUCUGUGAAUAGUCUGUCUGUGGGUGGUAUACCAAGCUCCAUCCGCAAUGCUAUUGCCAGCUCAUACAGUUCUACCAGAGGUCUCUCACAGCUAUGGAAGAGAACGGGACCAAGUUCCUCUCCUCUUUCCAGCCCAGCAUCCUCUCGGUCUCAGACACCUGAAAGGCCUAACAAGAAAGCAAGAUAUCCCAGUUCCAACAUCACUGAAGAAGAGCCUCAGAAAUCCAACUCGCAAAUGCCUGUGACAGCAGACAAAGAGACAGAGGAAGAGAAGAUUUCAGAAUCACCCUUGAAGAAUAAAAGCAACUAUGUGAGUUCACCAUCUUCAUCAGGAAGCAAUGGCAAGCGCAAGCGGAAGAUUCAGCUACUUUCAGCUCAUCAUGGAGAUAAUUUUGCCUUGCCUCCACCACCUCAACUGGGCUAUACAGUCACCCCAGAAGACUUGGAUGCAGAGAAGAAAGCAACACUACAGUGGUUCAACAAAGUCUUAGAAGAAAACAUUGAUUCUACCCCAAGCCCACCCGUGGAGACCACCUCUUCAUCCCAAACUUUGAACUUUCCACUGAUCUCCACCAAACCAACACCUGUGUCAUUGCCCAUCUCUACUGCCGCAACCAAUCCCCUUCUGGAGAGCUUGAAGAACAUGCAAGAAGGAAAGAGCUCUUCAGCACAAGCAGCCAAGACAGUUCCAGGGACUACAGGCAGCCCUCAGCUACCAGCUUUCUCUGCCUCACUGGAUUUGAGCUCCUCUGUGACAGUGACAUCCCCUAAGCCUCUGGCUCUCAACGCACCUGUUUCCACUGCUGCUCCUCCUUCAGGCACUUCCCUCCCCACCAGUAGCGCAGGCAGUUUGGUGACAGCUGCUUCUGAGCUGGGCCAUACUCCAGCCAGGCCCUCAUCUGCUCCAAAACCCAGCAUCCUUUUUGGGAUCCUCACAAGUCCUUCAGCCGACAAACCUCCAGCUGCAACAACGCCAUCAUCUUCUGUGCCCAGCACGGUGCCUGUUUUCAAACCAGUGUUUGGCAGCCCAGCAAAAAGUGAGAACUUUGGCUUCUCAACAAGUGGCACCACUGUGGUUUCUGCCACUGCGCAAUCUGUGCCUUCUUUGGCACCUCCUGUUGCUCCCAGCGGCAUAUUCAAACCCAUCUUUGGAUCACUGUCCACACCAGCAACUGCUGUCCUGCCUACCACCACAUCAUCUUCUCCCUUCACAUUCAGUCAGGCCCCUCAGCCAGCAGCAUCGUCUGGCCUUCCUGCCAUCAAUGCCUCGAGCAGCUUAGGGCUCCCUGUUCUCCCAGACGCCACUGUUACCACCUCGGUGUCACCCCCUGGAACAGCAAGCGUGACAUUUGUCUCCAUGAGCAAACCUGUGUUCAGUUUUGGGCCAGACAUCCCAUCCCCUGCCACUGCCCCCAACAACAACAGCAGCAAUAACACUCCUGCCACUGUUGUCUCCACGCUGGCAUCCCAGCCCAUGCUAUUUGGGGCUGCACCCAAUGCCAGCACAGCUGCCAUGUCCCUUUUCCAGUUUAGCAAGCAAGCUGCUCCUACAGGCGCCGCUGUCAAUCUCUUGGCGCCCUCCAGCACCACUAACUCAGCUCCCACUAUUGCUGCUGCUGCUGCUGCUGCUGCCGCCGCCACCACAGCUAAUACUUGCUUCAGCAUUUUUAGUGGCAGCAGCAGCAGUUCCACGCAGGCUUCUUCAGCACCAUCAGCCACCACACAAGUUCCACUGACAUUUGGAUCUUGCACCUCUGCGUUCAGCAGUACCUUUGGGGCUGCCUCAAAACCACCCCCUCCAUACCCUGCAGCUACAAGCCAGCUGGCUUUUGAUUCAGGUGUCUCUGAGGGCCAACAGGCAGCUCUCAAGCCUCCGGCAGCAGGACCCCUGAACUUUGGGACUCCUUUCAGCUUCACUGGUUCAGUAGCCCAACCUGCAGCCCAGCCAGCAUUUGGUAGCUCUUCGCAGACCCCUUUUGGAGGGGCUGGCCCCUUGGCAUCUUUUGGAGCCAAAAGUACUUCCCAGCCAGCAUUUGGAGUUGCAUCGUCCAUCUUUUCUUUUGGGACAGCCACCACAUCCAGCACUCAGACUACGAGCAGCAGCACAGGAAGCUCUGUGUUUGGAGGGUCAGCCCAAGCUCCGUUCACCUUUGGGGCAUCGAAUCCCCCAGGUGUGGCAGGCAGUGCUUUUGGUGUUGGUGCCAGCGCUACAGGCACAGGAGUGCCCACAGUUGGAUUCAGUUUCGGCAGUGGGCAGAGUGGAGCUGCAGAGGGAGUGACACCCUUUGGAACUUCCUUGGCACAAAACCCUCUGGGUGCCCAGAACCAAAACUCUGCCUUUGCUUUCAGCAUCCCAAGUACACCUGAGAGCAAGCCAGCAUUCGGAGGAACUCCCACACCUACAUUUGGGCAAAGUACACCUACACCAGGUGGUGGCACAGUAGGGAGCUGCAACCUUUCCUUUGGAACACCCAACACCCCCGCCUUUGGAGGAGGGACACCUGGUUUUGGGCCAGCGACAGGCUCCUUCUCCAUUGGAGCAGGAUCCAAGACAGGAACUCGCCAACGGCUGCAGGCCCGGAGGCAGCAUACUCGUAAAAAGUAACCAGGAGCAGCUUCCUGCCUGGAUUUCAACUCCCAGUUGAUCUGCUGACAGAUCCUCCUAAUACCGUACUACCCAAGGAAGACUUAUUCAGCUGGACUGUCCUGGGAGUCUCUUUUUCUAUAACAACCACGGGAAGCUAUUCUGGAUCAAAGAGUGAUUUUUACCCCUUCAAACGGGAUAGGAGAAACUUAAGCCCUUUUUACUUGAACAGUCUAUGGCUGAGUCUGGAUGAAAAAUUUGUACAUAUCCUCUAUUUUCCCUUCUCCCUGUGGACCUCUCCCAUUAAUCUUCCCUUCUUUCUCUGUUCUUAACUUCAUUCCUUUUUGGCUGCUUAGUGAAGGGUGUCGGGGAAAGUAUUUGGCUUGCAGCCAUAUAAACAUUUCUGAUUGAAACCAACUGUUAGCUCCCAUCCUCAGUUUCUUCUCUCUUUGGGAGCCUUUUCCAGAGAAUCUUCAGGGCUUCCUUGAUCCAAAUUCACAUCAAAAUACGGUCCACAGAAAGACCCCCUCUGUCCUAUUAGGAUAGCCACCCUGUCUUGCCAAUGCUUUUUGGCUUCAUGUGGUUUUAGCACUGAGUUGGGAUGUUAAUCAUUGUUAGCUGUGGCUACAGAGCCUAACAGCAGAGAUGUAGUUGGAUAGCAACAUGAAAUGGAGAAACAUCUUGGUAUCGGAGAUCCAGGGGGAAUCUCCCUCACUGGUCUGCUUUUUCCAUGACCGUUUGGUGAGGAAGAUGGUGCCAUUCACCCCUACAGCUUUUCAUUUCUGCAGCCUUUCCUUUCCCUCUGCCCUCCUCCCCCCCUUCAAAUGUCUGUGUUUUGCUCACAGUAUGUUUGUGUUCUUUUUUUAUUGCUCUGUGAAUUGAGUUUGGAGGAAGAAUUGAAUUGUAUGUGUGGCGGCAUGUUGGUAAUGCCGGACUUGUUGUAAACAUUUUUCAGGGUACCUGUCUCCAACGGAGACGAACCCUGCCUAAUUGGGUGUGGACAGUCACUGCAUGGCUACAUGUGCUGAAUGAAAUGUGAAGACUUCAACUUUGGAAGGCUGGAAGUGCCACCUUGGGUCUGGACCCAAGGCCUUCAGAGGAAGACAUACCUCCCUGAUGUUUGGUGGCUCCAGGACCUUGUGAAAAGUUCUCGUUCUGUGCUGAGCUUUAGAGUAGGGAAGAAAAAUGUUUGUAAGGUGGAAGAGUAAAAUCAUAAGCCCUGUGGGGCUCUGGCUGAAAUCUGAUUUUUUUUUUCCAACUUAAAAGAGUCACAGCAGUCAGCCAUUGCGGGUAGACAAGCAGCUCGGCAACAAAAACGGUUCUUCUCAGCCAGUUUUGUUCUUGGAAGUCAGGCCAGCUGCCAGUGGUGUGAAUGUAUGCGUGAGCCUGCCUAAUUCUAAAUUUAAAAAAAAAAAUAUUUAAACAUUUUUUAACAAAGUGAAACUUUAUUUUUAUAUUUAAGCUAAAUUGCCUUUAAAUUCCUUCAAGCUUGGUUCAUAGAGGUGUGAAAGUACAAAGUUGUUCAUUAGCAAUUUGCCUGUGCUGUUACGAGACAACAGGGCUUAUAGGGAAGUGGGGGGAACAUCUGCUUUCUUGCCACCACCCCCUCAGGCUUCACAGGUCAGUGUUUCAUGUGUUUGUUGAAUAAUGUGAGUGUGGCUCGGUCUGUUCCAUAAUGCUUGAGAGCUCUUGCACGUUUAAGUCGGGCUGGGAAAGUGAAUCUGAGUCGGUGCUUGUCACUUGGAGGGAAGGCAGAUGUGUGGCUUGUAAAAGAACGGCCAUUUUAGUGAUAGCUUGGGACAGAGACUAACUUUGUUGGGGAAAAGGGCCAUCUUCAAGAAUCCCAUCCAUUAUUUAAUAUAUUAGUUAAUAUUGACCAGUUAACUAAUAUUCUUAAUAACAGCUCAUAUUUCAUCUCUCCACAUAUGGCAGUGGAAGGGGUGGGUGGUUAGUCCUCUGCCAGCAACGUGGGGAGGUGUUUCCUUAGUGCCCUGAGUCUGCAAUGAACCGGUCAUUUCUCCAGCUGGGAAGCAGCUGUCCCCACCCACCCCUAUAAAGGUAGAGCACCUUUUUGUUACCAAGAUAUUGCUGUGUGUGAAUGAAAUGAAUUACGUAAAAAUAAAAAGAAUGGGCUGGCUUUUUUAAAAGUUGCAAUGGAGACUUGGAUCAUUCCUGUCAAGGGUUUUAGUGUGACUGUGCAAUUUCUUUUCCUUGCUUAUGUUGAUUUAAAAUAAAACUGCUUGAGCCAGAAUGUUUUUUACUCUGUUUUUUUGGCCAAAUAGCCUCCUGGAGUGGCUUGACAGAUCAAUAAAAGAUGCUAGUCUCUG
Messenger RNA from Pantherophis guttatus, 5923 nucleotides. RefSeq names its product POM121 transmembrane nucleoporin (gene POM121). Gene Ontology annotation, molecular function: structural constituent of nuclear pore. Gene Ontology annotation, biological process: RNA export from nucleus; protein import into nucleus. The record is from RefSeq and is a predicted model, not a curated record. Gene Ontology annotation, cellular component: nuclear pore. NCBI's taxonomy places the organism in Eukaryota, Metazoa, Chordata, Lepidosauria, Squamata, Colubridae.